AUGUUAACAGCCCGCCUCAACCCCUCGAGCCAUUCCUCAACCCUUGGUUACAAGUCCCCCAUCGCCGCAAGGAGUGAGCCCCAGCGCUGCCGUUCGUUGCUCUCAGGCACCACCGUGUCUUCGUCCGGUCAUCCGCGCUUCUUCCUAAUUCAAAAAUCGGUGCGUCUUCCUCGAGCUCGCCGUCAGUCGCUGCCUUGUUGGUCUUCGUCUGCUCAGCCGCCGUCCGUCGCGCUCAGCCACAGCCGUCUUGGUCUGGUCGUCGUGGUCGAAGAAUCCAACCCCUUUCCUCAUUCACCAAGCGCAGCUUCUUCCUCAACCUCGCCAUCCGCCGUCCGCUCUUCGUUUGCUGAGUCACGCUUCUGCCGCCGUUCGUCCGUCGCCUGGUCUCCAUCUCCGUCUUGCUUCUACCCCUCUGCUCAGACUGCUCAGAACGAAGGAAUCGAAAAUCAAAGAAAUAGGAAAGAAGCAGGUAUAAUUAAUUAAAUUCAAUUCACUGACCACUGUUUGGUUAAAUAUUUUUGUUUUCGCUUGUUGGGGGUGAUGUCAUUUAUACUGAUGGUUUACUGUUUUUAUCGGUCUAGGUGGCCGCAACUGAAGGGGUAUAUAGGUUAUGCAAUAUUUCUACAGAGAUUCAGGCAUGAACAAUGAACUAAACUUCUGUUGCAAUAGAUUUCUUUUGUCUAGACUUAAAAGCCUAAAUCUUAAAUGAGCUUCUUUGUUUUAUUAUUUUAAUUAUCUUUUUUUAUACUCUUUUCAGAAAUCAUUGAAUAAUUAUCUGAUUAAUGAUUAUUGAUUAGCUCUGGCUGCUCUGUACUGCUGUUUUGUGUUUUGUGAGUUUUUUGGAUAGUGAUGUGCUGCUGGUGAUGUGCUGCAUUGUGUUUUACUGUUUUCUGACUUAAUUAUGCCUAGAUAGUGAGUUUUGGCAAAUACUUGGAUGUUUGCUUUUUGUUUCCUGGGAAAUUCAUCUGUUUCUUGGCUGUCCCUUUUAGUACUUCGAGACUUCAUUUAUCUGAGUUUUGGCAAAUGCUAUACCAUUUAUCUGAGUCUUGGCAAAUGCUACACCAUUUCUUCAGUCAUUGAAGUUUGAAUAGUAUUUUGAUGUUUGUACUUUUUAGGGUGUUUAUUUAU
Molecule: messenger RNA, 1128 nt
Organism: Arachis duranensis
Lineage: Eukaryota; Viridiplantae; Streptophyta; Magnoliopsida; Fabales; Fabaceae
Exons: 3
Coding region: 1-483 (160 amino acids)
Source: RefSeq, a predicted model, not a curated record